Messenger RNA from Rubroshorea leprosula, 1274 nucleotides. Lineage: Eukaryota; Viridiplantae; Streptophyta; Magnoliopsida; Malvales; Dipterocarpaceae. The record is from the annotation of a GenBank genome assembly.
CUUGUCUGGUUCAAGAACAAUCUUGCACGGAACUUGUAUUCCAGGGACAGCUUUUUUUAUCUUUUCUUUCUUAAUUAACUUCACAUGUGUCUGCUAAAGGUGGCGAGCGGAAAGGACGAAAUUAAUAACGAGAGAAACAUCGAUCAGUGGCUGUUCCAGCCAUUGGUGCACUCCGAAGAUGGAGGCAAGGGAUCGUCGAUGUUUUCGCGGUUGAACAGGGAGCAAGAGAUGUCGGUUAUGGUGUCGGCUCUCGCGCACGUUGUGGCUGGAGAUGUUCCUGAUCAGGCAGGGGAUUUUGUUGAUGGCAGUUUGGGUUCUCCGUCUUCAUGGGAAUUUGGUGUGCAAAACAGGGGAAGAGAAGAGGUUGGUGGAGGCAUGCUGCAGGCUCAAUCUGUUUCCAGGCCUUGUAGAGAAUUUGGUGGCUUUCCUCAUGGCGGUGGGUCGUCAUCCUCUUCUAGUAGUGGACGAGGUAACAAUACAAACGGUGACCCAAUGAAGUUGAUUCCGGUGUAUGAAUACAACAGCAAUGAUCAAACGUACGGAUCAGAAGAGCCAGGGAGAAGAUACAGAGGAGUGAGGCAGAGGCCGUGGGGGAAGUGGGCGGCAGAGAUUAGAGACCCUUUCAAGGCCGCUAGAGUGUGGCUAGGCACCUUUGACACAGCUGAGGCAGCUGCCAGAGCCUACGACGAAGCCGCCUUUCGUUUCAGAGGCAACAAGGCCAAGCUCAACUUUCCCGAAAACGUCAAGCUCCGACCUCCACCUAUGGCAAAUCCAGUACCGACCCAGUUGACGAUUUCACAUUCUGACAAUACCCCUUUGUCCAUUCCAGUGUCCACCGAGCCUAAUUCUCAAUUUCAGCCUCCUUACCACCUCCAGAAUCCGGAUAUUUCGAAGGCGUAUUUUGGCUAUUAUGGUGAAUUUCAAAUGCAGCAGCAGGGGAGACUCCAUGAGCAGCUAGCUUUCUCGUCUUCCUUAAGUUCCCAUUCACAGUCGUCUUCUGUAGCACCGCUUUCGUCGUCUUCUUCACCACCCAUGUCAUACCCUCAUCUUUUUCCGAUUCAACCGUCUGCUCACCUCAAUUUGGCUACUAGUCAAGACAGUGCAGCAGAUUUUUUGGUGCAUUUGUGGUCAGAUUCCAGUCAUCAUUCUUCAACAUCUAAAUAGAAAGAUCCGUACUGUUUUCUUGCUAGUCAUAACUUUCAAAUUCGCUUCUAAAUAAAAAAAAUUAACUUUUUUUUUUAAAUUAUCAAUCAAAAUAAAUUAUUUAUUAUUCA